AUGAAAUUAUCUCUAAUAUUAUUAUUGUUUAUUAUUUUUUUAAUCGAUUUAAUUUAUAGCCAAAAUACAACUAAAAUUCCAAAAUUCGAUGGUGUAAUUCAGAAUUUUUAUGUUAACCCAACAAGUAGUUAUUUUAUUGACUGUGGAGACAGUAUUAAUAAUCCCUGCAAUUCAAUUAGUUAUAUAAUUUUAAAUAAAAUUAAACCAAAUAUUACUUCAACAAUAUUUUUGGCAGAAGGCGUUUAUAAAGGAAAUUUUAGUUUUGCUUUAACAAACUAUAUUAUACUAUUCCAAGGAAGUGGAAGAGAUACAACAACCAUUGAUUUGGAGUUCAGGCAAAGAUUAUUUAUUUCCACCAUAAGUGAAAUGCAUUUUAGUGAUAUAUCAAUAAUCAAUGGAUUUGGUAACCCUGUUGCUGGUAUAUUUGAUGGAGGUGCAAUAUAUGCAUAUGAUUCACAAAUUCAUUUUAACAGGGUUAAUUUAAAACAUAAUAGUUGUAUUACUAGUGGAGGCGGUAUAUUUUUAUAUAACUGUUAUUUUUUAGUUCAAAAUAGUUUAUUUAAAAACAAUACAUCAACAACAGGUGGUGCAAUAAUUUUAUUAUUAUCAGAAUCAAGAAUAGAAAGUUCAACAUUUAUAAAUAAUAAAGUAUAUUUCGAAGGUAAAGGUGGAGCAAUAGAAAUAUUUAUUUCAUUCGUAGAAAUAAAUCUCUCAACUUUUGCAUACAAUGUUGCUCCUUAUAGUGGUGCUAUUGAUAUGGUUGGGGGUAAUUUGACUGCACGUCAAACAAAUUUCAUUGAAAAUAGGUCGAAUAUCGGAGGUGCUUUGGGUCUAUAUUUUAUUUCAAAAGUUCAUUUCUUUAGUUGUCAAUUUAUAUCAAACUUUGCAAAUAAUACUGGUGGUUUAGCUUUUUUAACAUCCCAAUCCUUACUUAGGUUUUCAACAUGUAUUAUUAAAAAUAAUUUUGCCCCAAACUGUGCAAUAGUAGAGUCUCACUCAAUUUCUCCGUUAGGUUUUGAUGCCUGUUCUUUUUUUGGAAAUGUCCCAACAUCUGUGCAAAUCGCUCUAUAUGAUAACUAUUGCUUUUUGAAAAUCUAUAACUGUUAUUUCGAAAAUAUUCAAGGCGUUUUACUUUAUGCAGAUUCAAUUUCAAAUAUAGUAAUCAUUGACUCUUUUUUUACAAAUGUUAGUAGUAGGAUCAUUGAUGUUGGUAAUGAAGCUGAUAUUUUAAUCAUUUCGUCAUCAUUUUGCAAUAUUGCUGUGGACGAAGUUUUGAUAUCACUAUCAAAUGGUAAUUUUAUUGGUUAUGAUGUUAUCUUUGAAAAUAACAUUGUACUAGCCCUAAUAAAGUCAUCAUCUGGUGGAAGAGUAACAAUAGAUUUGGGUCAAAUGAAAAACAAUAUAGUUUCUACUGGGUUAAUAUCACUGUUAAAUGGUUAUUCAAUUUUUGUACAAAACUCAAUUGUAAAAAACAAUACAGGUUUAUUUAAAGGAUGUUUUAUUGAUGCUGACCAUAGUGGUACUGAAACAAUUUUGAAAUCUGAAUUUAUUGAUAAUGUGUCUCCUUUUGGUCCAAUUUUAUAUUUUUCAAACCCAGAAUUAGAUAUUUCGACCUCUCAUCCAUCAAAUUUUACAGAUAUACUAUUUAUCAAUAAUACAGCAGCAUUUUCUGGGGCAUUAGUAUAUUUUAGUCAAAAUGUAACCUUACCAAAUAUUACUUGCACCGAUUGCGAAUAUAUUAACAAUACUGCAAGAUUUGGUGAGUUGGUAAACUCUGCAUUUUAUUCAUUUAAUGUAUCAAUUCCAAAAGUUAUUUAUCCAUUUCAAGAUUUAACUAUCGAAAUAUUUGCGUUAGAUUUUUUUGGUAAUUUAGUUAGAGGCACCUCAGAUCUUGGCUUUUUUGCUAUUCCGUGUUCCGAUGCAUAUGUAGAUGGCAAUUUAUUUUCUGUUUUAGGUGAAAAUGGCUCUGCAAUAUUUUUAAAUAUUAAACUAUCAUCAAAACCAAAUACAAAUUGUAACAUUACAUUUUUAUCUGUACCAAUUUUACCUGAAUCUGGGUCAUUAGUAAUUCCUAUUCAAUUUUCAACUUGUAACCAAGAUAGAGAAUUAGUAUUAAUUAAAUCAAUUUACUAUUGUUUAAAAACAAUUAAAGUAACCAAUUUUGUAAAAUAUUUAAUUGGUGUAUUGGCUCUAAUAUUAGCAAUUAUCUUAAUCUUUUUUGGGUUUAUAGCUAUAAAAUAUAGAAAAAAAAGAGUCAUUCGUUAUUCAAAUCCAUUAUUCUUAUUAAUAAUUUUAGUAGGCUGUAUUAUAUUUUUAAUAACCAUUCCACUUUUAUAUUCAACAACACAUGCAACCUGCAAACUUAGGUUUCCUCUUAUUAUUAUUGGUAGUUGUCUAAUUACAACAGCAGUUUUUAUAAAACAAUUUAGAAUUUGGAGAUUAAUUAAAGAUAUCCAGUUAUUAAGAGAAACUAAUGUAGAAAACAAAUAUUUAUUAAAAUUUAUAUCAAUUUUAAUGGUAAUACCGAUUAUAAUGACAAUUUGUAGUUUUUUUUUAUUCCCAACCCAUGAAAGAUAUUCUUUCAAUCAAAGUGAUGUUACUAUAACUCAUUAUUGCUCCAAUGGUGACUAUCUUGUUUAUGUAAUUUUAUUUUUAGUUUAUCAAAUGGUCAUUUUAUUAUUUGGUUGCUAUUUAGUAAUUGUAUGCAGAAAAUUUAGAUCCAUUCCUGGUACAUUUAAUGAGGCUACAUAUAUUGGUAUUUUAAUUUAUAACUAUACAGUAGUUUUAAUAGUUGCAAUACCUUUAGCAUAUGUUUUUCAUAAAAACCCUUUAGCAAAUUUUUUAAUAUUUUCAAUUUCAAUUAUAGUAUUUGUUCUUAGCACCAUAAUAUUAUUAUAUAUACCAAAGUUUCACUUUUUAUUAAGAAAGAAAGCCAUUAUAUCUUCUUUGGAAAAAUUAAUUAAAGAACAAGAAGCAAUUGUUCAAAGAAAUAAAGAUAUUUUAUAUUUCUAUGAUAUGUAUUUGGCUGAAGAAGAUCCAAAUCAUCAAUAUAAUCCAAAUUCAAACUAUCACCCAUCAUCUCUAAGAAGAAGGUCAACUUUCAACAAUCUAAAUAUGACUGGUUUCUCUGAUACGUCUUCUGAUACUUUUUCAACUAUAUCAAGUAAUCUAUCAAAUGAUAUAUUUUCUAGUGAUAACUCCUCCAGUUCAUCACAAUCACCACCUCCAAAAAGAAAUACCAAAACCAAUUCAAAUACAAGUAGUAUUGGUAGUACGAGUGAUCCUGAUUUUGAUAAAAAUACAUAUAAUUAUUAUAGGGAUAAUUUUAAAAAUAAAAAAAAUAAAAAUAAAAAUAAAAACAAUAAUAAUAAUAAUAAUAAUAAUAAUAAUAAUAAUAAUAAUAAUAAUAAUAAUAAUAAUAAUAAUAAUAAUAAUAAUAAUAAUAAUAAUAGUAAUAAUAAUAAUAAUAAUAAUAAAAGCAGUAAUAUAGAUAGUUCAGUUAGUAGUUCUAGUUAUAAUAGUACAGAUAGCUUAAAUAGUCCAAAUAAAUAUACACCAAAUACAUAUAGGCAAAAAGUAAUUGAUAGAAUUUUUAAUAUUAAUAAACCAACAACCCAAGAUAAAACUAUUGAAAGCAAUACUAUAAAUCAAGAACAAACUGAUGAAACCCAAGAAACCGAAUCUAAAUCCAGCAGCUUAGGUCAAAAUAGUGAAUCAAAAAAAAUUAAUGUAAACUCACCUAAAAACAAUUCAAGUAGUUCAAAUAGUAAUAAAACCAAGCAAAAUAUAGGCAAUAAUAGCAGUAAAGAUAAUAGCUCAAGUUAUAGUAGUACAGAUAGCUUAGAUAGUCCAAACAAAUAUACACCAAAUACAUAUAGGCAAAAAGUAAUUGAUAGAAUUUUUAAUAUUAAUUAUCAUAAACAAGACGAAAACAAUAGUGAAGAUAAAAUAGAGAAUAAUAUAGUUAAUGAUGAAUCAAAUGAUGAAUAUUUAGGAUCCUCUAGCUCAGAUAGUUUAAGUCAAGGUAGUGAAUCCUCAACAGAAUAUAAGGAAAGAGUAAUAGACAGAAUAUAUAAUAUUAAAAAUACAUCCCAAAAUAAAAAAUCAAAAAAAUCAAAAAAUAAUAAUAUUAGAAAAAAUAUACCAUUAUCACCAAUGUCCUUGGCAUCAAAUUCUAAUAGCAUAACAUCAUCACCAAUAAUAGAAAGAAAUAAACAAAUUGAUAAUAACAAUAAUAACAAUAAUAACAAUAAUAAUAAUAAUAAUAAUGAAAUUUCAAGUCCAAGUAGUUUAGAUAGUUUAGAUAGUAAUAACACAGAUUCAUCAACACCAUAUAAAGAAAAAGUAAUCAAUAGAAUAUUUAAUAUACACAAUAAUAACGAUAGUAAUAAUAAUAAUAAUAAUAAUAAUAAUAAUAAUAAUAAUAAUAAUAAUAAUAAUAAUAAUAAUAAUAAUAAUACUGAAUAUGAUAUCGAAAGUGAUAAUUCUCCCGAUUUUAAUAAAGAUAUUAUAUAAAUUUUUUAAUAAAU
Molecule: messenger RNA, 4529 nt
Organism: Dictyostelium purpureum
Lineage: Eukaryota; Evosea; Eumycetozoa; Dictyosteliales; Dictyosteliaceae
Exons: 8
Coding region: 1-4515 (1504 amino acids)
Biological process (GO): G protein-coupled receptor signaling pathway; gamma-aminobutyric acid signaling pathway
Cellular component (GO): G protein-coupled receptor heterodimeric complex; membrane
Molecular function (GO): G protein-coupled GABA receptor activity
Source: RefSeq, a predicted model, not a curated record